CUCAUUGAAUAUCAAAGUUUUUUAUUGUUAACAACAACAGACAGGCUCUUUGACUCGUUUAUAGGUUAUGCGGAUGAAGUAACUGCGAUGGCACAAGGAUUGGUGGUUGAAUUCGUCUUUACAAAGGUUUAGGAAAAGAGAGUUUAACUCCAACAGCAAAUUCAUAAAAACAACAUCCUUACUGUGUAGCCUAUAAACUGAUUGGCGACUAAUGGAUUUUGACAAAUUAUUUCUAGAUUCUCUCUGCACAAAUAAAACCCCGACUCCUUGUAAGCAUUUUAUGAUUAUACAACCAAACUCAGAUAAUCCCUGAUAGUGUUUCGAUGCAUAUAUAUUCGAAUGCAUAAUCACAUGAUGAAGCUUGUCACCAAAUGGUUGCAAUGCAAGCUCAGAAGACUAACUAUCAGUAACAAACGAAUGAGGAAGGUUUUAAGAUUUAAACCCAUAUAUUCUUGCUCUAGCACUGAAUUGUGUGAAAUAAUUUGGUUAAACAGUUGAUUAUACAAAAUUCUAAACUAAAAAAAAAAUAUCAACCUUUUAGUCUUUUGUCAUAUUUCUAACGGACAUAAUUAAAUUGACAAAAAAGUAGAAAAUGAAGAGUUCAAUCACAAGAUACCAAGAUAUUGUGAAUUUUCAAAACUCUACGUCCUGUAACUGAAGCUACAAUCAAUAUUAGCACACAAUCAAAUCAAUAGAUUACUCGAUAUUAACUAUUACUACGGAAAUUAAAUUAAUUUGUUCUUCAAGGAUUACCUGGGGAUUCCUUUCGUGAGAUCCAACUGAGCAUCUUGUGGACCGUACUCUUCUCCAUCUUCCGAUGCGCCGAUCACUUGCCCGUACUCUUUGAAGCUCUCAGGUGUUGCUUCGAGUGCUUUCAGCUUCACCGCAACUGGGGAUUCUCUCACAGGUUCCAUUUCGCUUUAACACGAAAAUAGAAAAUAGGAAAUAGGAAAUUUUAACGGCUAAAUAGCCUUAUCUUAUUCCCUAUUCAUUACAAAACGGCAGCGUAUUUAUAAGGGUUUACGCCGAUCUGAUAAACCGGUGCCGUUUCGACCCCUCUUAGGGUCCGUAUCUUUCUCCUCCCCUUUGGAGUCGUCCCGGCAAUGGUACCGGCGUCUCUCUCUCUCUCUCUCUCUCUCUCUCUCUCCCUCCCUGCUUGAGAAAAAAGCAGAACCGAUGAAGAUGCUAGAACAAUAAACCCUCAAAAGUGGAAUCAUGAUGAGUUCAGCACAAAGUGAAGCUCAGUUGCUGAAAACCUUAACAGCAAUACUGACCUCGGAGAAGAUGCCGUUAAUGGAGGGAUUGACACAGUACAUCCCACAAAUCUCACAGUCCCUACUCCUCUCUCUUCUCUCAUCUCCAUCACUAUCUAGCCGACCGAAUACACUUCUUUCCUUCUUCAACUGGGCUCAGUCUUCUCUCCCUUCCUUCCCCUCCGAUUCCCCUCUCCCCCUCCUCUACGUCCUCCCUCCCCUACUGUCCCACAACAAGUUCUCCGACGCUAAGUCUCUUCUUCUCUCCUUCAUCCGCUCUGAUUCAUCCCUUUCUCUUCACCGUUCCCUCCUUCACCCUGACCUCCGCAUUUCCCAGCGCCCCUCCAAAGCUCUCCUUGACACCUCCGUAGGCGCCUACGUCCAGUCUGGGAAGCCGCACCUUGGGCUCCAGAUCUUUAAGAAGAUGCGGCGGAUGAGGCUUAAGCCAAACCUCCUUACCUGCAACACUCUCCUCAUUGGAUUGGUAAGGUACCCCUCUUCCCAUUCUCUCUCUUUUGCUAUGGAAGUGUUCUCUGAUAUGAUUAAGUUAGGGGUUAAACCUAGUGUCAACACAUUCAAUGUUUUGAUUCAUGGGUUUUGCUUAGUGGGUAAUUUCAAAGAGGCUGUGGAGAUGGUGGAGAGGAUGGUGGGGGAGUUUGCUGUUAGUCCUGAUAACGUCACGUAUAACACCAUUUUAGACGCCUUGUGCAAGAAAGGAAGGUUGAGUGAGGCCAGGGACUUGUUGUUGGAUAUGAAGAAUAGGGGACUAGUGCCCAAUAGAAACACUUAUAACAUUUUGGUUAGUGGGUAUUGUAGGAUUGGGUGGUUGAAGGAGGCCGCCAAGGUAAGGGAGUUGAUGACGCAGAACAAUCUUUUGCCUGAUGUUUGGACUUAUAACAUGUUGAUUAAUGGGCUGUGCAACGAAGGGAAGAUUGAAGAAGCCUUGCGGUUGAGAGAUGAGAUGGAGAAUUUGAAGCUGUUGCCUGAUGUUGUUACUUACAAUACUCUGAUUAAUGGGUGCUUCGAGUGGGGUAAUAGUUCAGAGGCUUUCAGGUUGAUUGAGCAAAUGGGUGAGAAAGGAGUAAGACAGAAUGCAGUUACGCACAAUAUAGUAAUUAAGUGGCUUUGCAAAGAAGGGAAGACAGAUGAAGCUGCUAAACAGGUCCAGAAGAUGGAAGAAAGUGGAUCCUCACCUGAUCGUGUCACAUACAACACUUUGAUAAAUGGGUACUCUAAAGCAGGGAACUUGGCUGAAGCUUUCCGGAUGAUGGAUGAGAUGGGCCAGAAAGGUUUCAAGAUGGAUACGGUUACCCUUAAUACCGUACUCCAUACACUCUGUGUGGAGGGAAAUCUUCACCAGGCAUACGAGUUGCUGAGCACUGCCAGCAAGCGGGGUUAUUUAGUUGAUGAGGUGAGCUACGGCACUUUGAUCACAGGAUGCUUCAGGGAAGAAAAGGUAAACAAGGCUCUGAAACUGUGGGAUGAGAUGAAGGAGAAAAACAUCAGUCCUAGCAUCAUUACUUAUAACUCUUUAAUUGGAGGGCUAUGUCAGUCAGGAAAGACUGAAUUAGCAAUAGAGAAGUUGAACGAGCUUCUUGAAAAUGGUUUAGUUGCAGAUGAAACUACAUAUAAUACGAUUAUCCACGGUUACUGUAGGGAGGGGCUGAUUGACAAAGCUUUUCAAUUUCAUAAUAAAAUGGUUGAAAAUUCAUUUAAACCAGACGUGUUUACCUGUAAUAUUCUUCUUGACGGGCUUUGUAGAGAAAGGAUGCUGGAAAGAGCGCUUAAACUCUUCAAAUCAUGGAUAUCUAAAGGAAAACAUAUUGAUGCUGUCACUUACAAUACAAUGAUAUCAGCCCUCUGCAAGGAGAGGAGAUUUGAUGAAGUGCUUGAGCUUGUCUCUGAUAUGGAAGAAAAGGAACUGGGACCUGAUCAUUACUCAUAUAACGCUGUUCUUGGUGCGCUGGCUGAUACUGGUUAAUUAGAGGAAGGAGACAAGUUAUUAGCCUAAAUGUUAGAGAAGGGAAAAUUACACGAUCAACCCUUGCAGAUAGAAAAGAGGGAGAAUGUGAUGGCAAGUUCGGUACCAGAAGAAUUUGAUCCUGACUCCAUUGCAUAUACAGAGAAGAUUAGCGAGCUGUGCACUCAAGGAAGAUACAAAGACGCAAUGCAAACUGUUGAAGAACUGACACGGAAAGGCAUUUCUGUAGAUAAGUCUACCUACAUUGAUUUAAUGACUGGUCUUAUUAAACGGAGGAAAAGCAUAUCAAAAGCUGCGGGGUAGAAUUCAAGCCUUUUUUUCCUUUGACUCAAUGGUGCCAAAUGGAGCAAGCUUCAUCAUGGCUUUCGACAUUAAUUCAGUGGCAACGUAACCUAGUAAAGAGCUCAGAUCUUUGUUUGGACUGACAGGUAGUCUUGAUACUCCUUUAGAUGGUCAAUGUAAAGGAGCUCGAAGAGGCGAAAGAACUCGUACUUUCAGAUGCUUUGCUUACAUUGGUUGCACGCCAAACUGAGGUUCGACAGUAACUCGGAACCUGCAGAAUGGGUGCUUGAGAAGAAAUUUCAAGGGGCAAAUAUGCCAACAACAUCAAGGCUGAGUUGUGUAAGUUCUCGGUUUGGAAUAAAGCACACACUAUUGAAGAGAGGAUAUGGCCAUCUUCAUGAAAUUUUGUAUAGCAAUAAUUCUUUUGAUCUAAAAUAAAACAAAAUACAGUUGAAGAGUUGAUCAUGUACAAUAUACGUCUGAUUUUUA
This is a messenger RNA of Carica papaya (papaya), 4005 nucleotides long. RefSeq names its product Pentatricopeptide repeat (PPR) superfamily protein. The record is from RefSeq and is a predicted model, not a curated record. Lineage: Eukaryota; Viridiplantae; Streptophyta; Magnoliopsida; Brassicales; Caricaceae. Gene Ontology annotation, molecular function: mRNA binding; protein binding.